This is a messenger RNA of Caenorhabditis remanei, 699 nucleotides long. RefSeq lists its product as uncharacterized. Lineage: Eukaryota; Metazoa; Nematoda; Chromadorea; Rhabditida; Rhabditidae. The transcript has 3 exons. The record is from RefSeq and is a predicted model, not a curated record. The coding region runs from base 1 to 699 and encodes 232 amino acids.
AUGCGGAACAUACUGACCUUCCUGAUUUUUGCCCUGGUGAUCAAUUUACACAGUGCGGCUGCUGAAGAUUCUCAGGAGAAAGACAACAAUGGGAUUACAAAACACCAAAACAUCCAGUUUUCCUCUCCUCAUCGUAAUAUGGCAUCUGGAGCAAUUGUUGGUGGAAGCAUGAACGCUGCACGCUAUGCGAUUGAAAACGGUGGAAGAGCUUCAAAUAUUGUCAAUGUAUUCGACAAGGCAGCCGUGAGCUCUCUUGGAAAUCCAAAGUGGUACGCUAGAGUUGAUAUGCCACACGCCAACGUGCCAUACCAUCAUAUUAAUGUGAACAAAGCAAUUACUGGACUCAAGGAUCCCCAUAUUCGAAUUUCCGGAGCAACUGCACAUGCCGCUGGUGCUGCUGGGAAAGUAUUGAAUGCCGUAAACAAAGUUGCGCCAGCCGCACUGAUUGCGUCUGUUAUUUUAGAUGCUGUCGAAAUAGCGGACGAUUAUAAUAAGGGAAGAACUGAGGAAGUGCAAAGGAAGGUCAUAUCUAAAACAUCAUCAUAUUUUGGAGGAGCCUACGGAGCAACCGCUGGAGCUGCAUACGGAUCAGCGAUCUUUCCGGGUGUUGGAACAUUGAUUGGUGGAGUGGUUGGAGGUUUAUUCGGUGGAGUUUUUGGAGGAAUCGGAGGAGACGUCGUUGCUGAAAUGAUUAGAUAA